Lolium rigidum is the source of this 2098-nucleotide messenger RNA. Its product is annotated as protein trichome birefringence-like 16. The transcript has 5 exons. NCBI's taxonomy places the organism in Eukaryota, Viridiplantae, Streptophyta, Magnoliopsida, Poales, Poaceae. Gene Ontology annotation, biological process: xylan biosynthetic process; plant-type secondary cell wall biogenesis; xyloglucan metabolic process. Gene Ontology annotation, cellular component: Golgi apparatus. Gene Ontology annotation, molecular function: acetyltransferase activity. The record is from RefSeq and is a predicted model, not a curated record. The coding region runs from base 506 to 1843 and encodes 445 amino acids.
GGUUCCAGAGACGUCGUACUUUGGUCAGUGUUGUUUCGGCCGGGACAGACUUCUUUUUUGUGGGUAGACGACUUCGGUGUUCGAUGAAUCGCAACUGAAUCUCAUUACCUUGGAAAUGCAGUCCAGUCUACUAGUACGAGUCUUAUGACCACAGUAAUCCCAACUCAUGGAUUUGCAGUCUACUAUGACCAUUGAACAGAGGGAUUACAUCGCCUUGGAAUCGCAGCACUCUUUUGUGACUAGAGCCGUAUCAUGUCAACCGCUCAUCUGAGCAAGUAUAUUGGCAAAAUCUCAAAUCGAAUAUGUGCCUUGGCAUGCACUCAUGCUUCAAAGUCACCUGCCAGCAAGGUCACGCAAAUGUUUAUAAGCCUACCAACCCACCUUUUGUACCAAACUUGCUACAAGCUUUGUGCUUGCAAAAGAAAGAAGAGGAAGAUACUAUCAUGUUAGAACCAGCUACCUGCAAUCCCCACAUGAAUCUGUGCUUCAAAUUCAGUUCAAGAGGAUGAGGCUGCUGAUUGUAAAUGGCCUGAGGUUCAGGCACCUCAGCCUUGCGAUCUUGGCCAUCUGCGCUGUGUUUCUGCUUUGGAAAUGGGAGAAGGGAUCACUGUACAGCCCUGAUCUCCUCCGGCCAGAGCCAUUGGUCUUGAAUCGGAAUACCUCCAUGGAUGAAGGUUCCUCUAGCGGCAAUCCGUUGGUGAAGUCAAUUGCUGAAGUAGGUAAGGUAGUUACUGCUGCACCUCCACCUCUGACCAUAAUUCACGAUGCCAAAGAUGCCACUGGUAAAAAGGAAACAUCGCCUUCAGAGAAGAAAGGAUGUGACUACAGGAAUGGAGGAUGGGUUCCUGAUGAUCGCAGACCAUUGUAUUCUGGUCUCAAAUGUAAACGAUGGCUCUCUGAGAGCUGGAACUGUAAAUUGACACAGCGCAAAGAUUUCACUUAUGAGAAAUUUAGAUGGCAGCCUGAAAGCUGCGAGAUGCCAAUGUUUCAAGCUGCCCAAUUCUUGAGAAGAAUGCAGGAUAAAACCAUAGCUUAUGUAGGCGACUCUUUAGGGAGACAGAUGUUCCAAUCGAUGAUGUGCAUGGUUGCAGCAUCUGGGAAAGAUCAUUCAGAUGUGGAAGAUGUUGGCUCCAACUACGGAUUAGCCCUCGCACGUCGUGCAAAACGACCAGGUGGCUGGGCCUACCGAUUCCGAAGCACGAACACAACCAUCCUAUAUUACUGGUCAGCAACGCUCUGUGAUCUAGAGCCUCUCAGGCUCUCAAAUCCAGCUGCCGGUUAUGCCAUGCACCUUGAUCGCCCGCCUUCGUUUCUCAAAAAGAACCUUCAUAGGUUCCAUGUUCUGGUUCUGAACACAGGGCAUCAUUGGAACCGGGGUAAGCUCAAGGCAAACAAGUGGGAAAUGUAUGUCUCUGGAGCACCAAAUAUCAACGGAAAGAUUGCCGUUAUCUGGAAGGCGAAAAACUUCACUGUACAUAGUGUUAUGAAGUGGCUGGAUGGCCAGCUUCCUAGCUACCCGCACCUGAAGGUCUUCUACAGGUCACUGUCACCAAGGCAUUUCUUCAACGGGGAGUGGAACACCGGAGGCACUUGUGACAACAAGGCUCCUUUGUCCAAGGGCAACACGGUGUUUCAGAAUCAUUCUGAAGAUGCCGACGCUGAGGGAGCAGUCAAAGGAACCAGGAUAAAGCUCUUGGACAUCACUGCACUUUCUCGUCUAAGGGAUGAAGGGCAUAUAUCAAGGUACAGCAUCAGAGGUACAACAGGGGUCCAAGAUUGCCUCCAUUGGUGCCUUCCUGGUGUUCCAGACACUUGGAAUGAGAUCCUGGCUGCUCAGCUGUAGGCAGUAUGCUGCCGCCAGGGUACGCGAAGAGGUUUAUAUUGAGCAUAGCUUUUACUAUUGAGAAGCUCGUCAUCAUGUAACACCAUGUAUGCAAGCACAAUUGAAGAACAUUCUUUUCAUGUAAAAUUACAUACGGUAAUACAGUUCAAGAACAUUGUUUUCAUGUAAAAUUACAUCCGGAAAUACAGUUCAACAACAUUCGUUUCAUGUAAAAUUACACCCAGUAAUACAGUUCAACAACAUUCUUUUUGAUCA